Molecule: messenger RNA, 1344 nt
Organism: Striga hermonthica
Lineage: Eukaryota; Viridiplantae; Streptophyta; Magnoliopsida; Lamiales; Orobanchaceae
Source: the annotation of a GenBank genome assembly
CUGAUUCUCGGGAUCAGAGAAGGGAGAAUAGAAUUUCCUCGGCUGGGGAGAGAAAGGGGUCUCCGCGAGCAGAGAGGGAGGGGCGACCUAGGGGUUGGAGGCCGACUCAAUACACCCCUUUGUCGGCCCCUCAAGCGCAAAUUCUGGAGGUGAUGGAAAAAGAAAUUCAUGACAAUGUUGUCAGAUGGCCCAAGACUAGAAAGGACGGACCAACGAGACCGAAGAGUAAUCUAUAUUGUCGAUUCCACAAAGACUAUGGUCACAAUACUGACGACUGCAGGCACCUUAAAGACGAAAUCGAAAGACUGAUUAAGGUAGGACACUUGAAGGAAUUCAUAUAUAAGGAUCGAGAAAAGUCGAACAAAAGGAGGGAAAGGAGCAGGAGCCCUCGCAAGAGGGCGAGAACGCCGGAGAAAGAGGAGCUCCCACAGAAAAGGGGAACCAUACAUAUGAUAAUUGGAGGAUCAACUGAUGGGGAUUCGAAUCGAGCAAGGAAGGCGUAUGCCCGAGGGCGCCAUGGGAAAGUCGAGAUACAACAAGUCGAUGAGAAUGGACCGGUAAUAAACUUCGGUCCAGCAGAUGCGGGAGAAGUUGAGAGGUCUCAAAAUGACGCAUUGAUGAUAACGACCCAAAUAUCGGGAUAUGAAGUGCAGAGAGUGUUUGUCGACACUGGGAGUUCUGUAAAUGUGAUUUUUUACGAUUGUCUCAAAAGGAUGGAACUCGACAUACAGCUCACACCCCUCCAUACCUCACUAUUCGGUUUCAACGGGUCAGAGGUCGUGCCCCUAGGUGAAACCAUGCUCGCUGUCGUUCUAGGGGAAGGUGACUUGCGGAAGGUAAAAAUGGUGAGAUUCGUGGUGGUUGAUGUCGAGUCAGCUUACAAUGUGAUCCUGGGGAGGCCAGCACUUAACGCAUUCUGGGCGGUAGUAUCGACCUACCAUAUGAAGCUAAAGUUCCCAGUCGGAGACCAAGUUGGAGAAGCUCGAGGCGAUCAAAAGCUGUCGAGGACUUGUUAUCAAAUCGCUGUAAAAACCAACCAACGGGCCGAAGUUAAGGAGGGAAAGAAGCCAAUGAUGAGCGAGAAAAGGCCAAGGAAUGGUGAUCUUGAACCACAGGGGGAGCUAAUGGAAAUACAAAUCGGAGAAACAAAGGAACAAACCACUAAGAUCGGGAAAGAUCUGAAAGUCGAGCUACGAAACCAACUGAUCACACUACUAACGGAGUUCAGGGAUGUUUUCGCCUUCACCCCUGAGGAGUUGACAAGGAUCGACCCCGCUAUUAUGGAACAUAAACGUAACGUCGACCCCCUCAGAAAGCUAGUAAAACAGCGACUUAGACGUCAUG